Mucor mucedo is the source of this 1000-nucleotide messenger RNA. RefSeq lists its product as uncharacterized. Gene Ontology annotation, cellular component: nucleus. Gene Ontology annotation, biological process: regulation of transcription by RNA polymerase II. Gene Ontology annotation, molecular function: RNA polymerase II cis-regulatory region sequence-specific DNA binding; DNA-binding transcription factor activity, RNA polymerase II-specific. The transcript has 3 exons. Lineage: Eukaryota; Fungi; Mucoromycota; Mucoromycetes; Mucorales; Mucoraceae. The coding region runs from base 17 to 931 and encodes 304 amino acids. The record is from RefSeq and is a predicted model, not a curated record.
UUGAAUGUAAUUUUAGAUGCGUGAAUCAAUGCGUAAAUUUCCUCAUCAUCGCCGCAAUACUGUAUCACUACCCAUCUGGUGUGACGGUAUAAAACAGGAAGAUUUCACAGAUGAUAGAAGACAAUCGAUGAAUGACUUGAAUAAUUUCUGUCACUUGACAAGGGAACAAUUAAUUCAACGCGUUGUUCAACUUGAAAAGGAAAAACAGUUAUCGGCUUGUAGUCAUAUUGGUUCCAUUUCUCCAGUCUUAGGUUCUACCACCACCUUAGAUCAUUCUGAUGCAGAUGAAAUUCACCCUUGUCUGUGGAAUCAUUGUGAUGCAUCAGCUAGUUCCCUAGAUCAGUUGAUAUCCCAUAUUCGGGAUAUCCAUAUUGGCAGUGGCAAAGCAGCCUACUAUUGUGAAUGGUCUGGCUGUUCUCGAAACCAAAAACCCUUUUUAAAGCGUCACAAGAUGCAAAACCAUAUGAGAACACAUACUGGUGAAAGACCUUUUGAAUGCCAUAUUGAAGAGUGUGAUAAAAAGUUUUCCCGACCAGACUCCUUAAAUACGCACAUCAAAACACACUCAAGCAUAAGGCCUUACGCUUGUCCAGUAGAUAAUUGUGGCAAAGCUUAUUUCCAUUCAAGAUCACUACGUAAACAUGCAAAGUCACAUGAGACAUCUUCUUCAUUGACACCACCACCACCACCAACAGCGUUACCACAGCAUCCUUACAAUAGAGGUUUAAAACCCAACAAGUUUUACCAGCUAGAAACGCCCACAACAACAACAAACAUUACGCCUACUAUGCAACCUUAUGCCUUUUACGCAGACGUAAAAGUUAUGGACAAUUAUGAACAGCAACAACAACAAAUAGCCGCAGCUGGUACUGCUUAUUAUUCUUCUCAUUAUGUUCAAACCUAUGAUCAUCAACUUAUGACUCCUUAUUAAUUAUAUUAUGUCUUACUAUAUUGUUUCUUUAUGUGUAUGCUACUCCAAUAAAAACCUGUAACCCCCCAA